AUACCUGAAGAGUAUGCGGCCAAAAAGGAGCGUCAACUGGCGGAACGAACUCGUCGGCGUCGUGCCAAACUGACUGCAAGGGCCAUUCAGGUUCAUAAGGAUCAACAAACCUGGGAACACAACCGAAUGCUUCGUUCGGGUGUCGUACAGCGUGUUAUUCCUGGCAGCAACAAUGCCGAGGGUGAUGGCGAGGAAGAAGGGGGAGGUGAGGCAGGUGGUUUUCUGGGUGAUGAGGAUGAUGAGGAAGAAGCAGAAGGACGCGUUCACCUACAAGUGCGUAACAUAUUGCCACCCUUCCUCGAUGGACGUACAGUUUUCACGCGCCAGCCAGAACCAGUGAUACCCGUCAAAGACCCGGACAGUGUUAUGGCUAAGCUUGCUCAGAAGGGUAGUGCCAUGGUACGUUACUUCCGCGAGCAAAAGGAACGUCGAAGAGCUCAGAAAAAAGAAUGGGAGUUGGCCGGCACCCGGUUGGGUGACAUACUUGGAGUCCGUCGGCCUGACGAAAAUGAGGCAGAGGGUGGCCGCUGGCAUGAAGGAGCCUACCGAGAGUCGCAGACGUUCCGGGACAAAUUCGGCAAUUCAACAACGCAAGACGAAGCGGCCAGCCACUUCACAAAGAAGAAAACCAUUUUAGAGCAACGACAGGCGCUCCCUGCUUUCCAAGCGAAGGCAGCUUUGAUACGACUCAUCAAAGAGCAUCAGGUGAUUUUUCUACAUGCAGGUUUCAUAAAUUCGCUUUUAUCCCUCUAA
This is a messenger RNA of Protopolystoma xenopodis, 753 nucleotides long. Lineage: Eukaryota; Metazoa; Platyhelminthes; Monogenea; Polystomatidea; Polystomatidae. The record is from the annotation of a GenBank genome assembly.